This is a messenger RNA of Morus notabilis, 1095 nucleotides long. RefSeq names its product peroxidase A2. NCBI's taxonomy places the organism in Eukaryota, Viridiplantae, Streptophyta, Magnoliopsida, Rosales, Moraceae. Gene Ontology annotation, molecular function: heme binding; peroxidase activity. Gene Ontology annotation, biological process: response to oxidative stress; hydrogen peroxide catabolic process. The record is from RefSeq and is a predicted model, not a curated record.
GCCAAAGUAAAUAGAAAUCAAGAAAAAAUGCCUUCUUUAUCUUUUUCAACUUACUUGGUACUCAAGGCAAUUACCAUUGCAGCAUUAACACUAUAUCCAUCCAAUGCUCAACUGAGCACAACGUUUUAUGCCUCCACAUGCCCAAAUGUCUCUAGCAUUGUUCGCACUGUGGUUCAACAGGUCAUGAAUUCCGACUCCCGGAUCGGCGCUAGCCUCAUUCAUCUUCUUCAUGAUUGCUUUGUCGAGGGAUGUGAUGCUUCAUUGCUGUUAGACAACAGUGACAGCAUACAGAGCGAGAAAGAUGCCGGUCCAAAUGCCAACUCCGCUAGAGGCUACGAUGUCGUUGACAACAUUAAAACGGCCGUGGAAAAUUCAUGCUCGGGUGUCGUAUCCUGCGCUGACAUUCUCGCUCUCGCGGCUGAAUCUUCCGUGUCUUUGUCAGGAGGUCCAUCUUGGGACGUACCAUUAGGAAGAAGGGACAGCUUAACCGCGAACCGGGCCAAAGCCAACACUGCUCUUCCGUCACCUUCCGAAGGCUUAGCAAACAUAAUGGCCAAAUUCUCUGCUGUCGGCCUAGAUACCACAGAUCUUGUUGCACUAUCAGGCGCGCACACUUUCGGACGAGCUCAGUGCCGAACGUUCAGCAACCGUCUGUACAACUUUAGCGGCGGAAAUCCCGACCCAACACUCGACUCCUCAUACUUGGCCGCCCUGCAACAAACAUGUCCACAAAACGGCGACGGAACGAAACUGACCAACCUUGAUCCCAGUUCGGCCGAUACUUUCGACAACAAAUACUUCACCAAUCUGCAUAACAACCGGGGACUUCUUCAGUCGGACCAAGAGCUGUUUUCCACGACCGGUUCUGUGACUGUUUCGAUUGUCAACAGUUUAAGCAGCGACCAAAGUGCUUUCUUUGACAGCUUCGCUCAGUCGAUGAUCAAUAUGGGAAAUAUAAGCCCUUUGACGGGAAGUAAGGGGGAAAUUAGAGCGGAUUGUAAGAAGGUUAAUGGAAGUUAAGGACGUCUAUGAGAAGUACGAGAUUUUGUGUUGUUGAGGACAACUUAAGUAAAGUCUUAAACCUUUUAUGAAAGU